This is a messenger RNA of Diaporthe batatas, 912 nucleotides long. RefSeq lists its product as uncharacterized. The transcript has a single exon. The record is from RefSeq and is a predicted model, not a curated record. Lineage: Eukaryota; Fungi; Ascomycota; Sordariomycetes; Diaporthales; Diaporthaceae. Bases 1 to 912 code for a protein of 303 amino acids.
AUGAUGAGUAGAAGAUACGCGGGCGGGAAGGGCUUCUAUGCGCCGAGUAACACUCCUUCGGACCAACCUCAGUUCGUAUCCUGCCAGAGGCUGCCAACGCCGUCGACGACAGCGGCCAUUCGCCGCACAGCAAUCGAGUUGUUUCAGGACGCUUGCUAUUACAUCUGCUAUGUCUGCAUCGUCGUAUUCAUCCUAGGACUGAUGCUACAAGCAGUAAUGUAUGGCAGUUUGCAAUCGCCCGGCGGUAGGUCAGCUGCCAUCGGUCAAAGCCUCACACAUUACGACAUUCUUGGCGUUGAACCCGAGGCCGAUCAAGAUACUAUAACAGCAGGCUGGCGUCUACAAUCGGCUACCUUCCAUCCAGAUAAGGCAGCGGGAGGAAACACAGAAGAGACCCGCGAGAGAUACUACUGGAUCCAACUGGCAUACGUCGAAUUAUCUGACCCUCUUGCACGAUGCUACCACGACCAAUACAACGGAUUCUUGCCACGAGGGUGGGGCGGAGAUGACCCAUGCACUAAGAUAUUGAUGCAGAGAGAGAAAAAAUCGAGAGAAUUGGCCGAAAACACACCAGAUACCGUGAGGGAGGAAAUGCUGGGAAAGCUGGUGAAGGACUAUGGGGUGUCGGUUAACUGGCUGAAAGUCAUGAGGAAAAAGCGAGAUGGACGGGAGUGGAAGGAUGCUGGAUGGUUGAAACAGAAACAACUUGCCCUUUUGGCGGCUGUUGAAGAUUACGGACAGCAAGUCAUCGCUUGGAAAUACGUCGGGGUGGGAUUUAUACUCACUAUGAUCGAGCACUACUGGAAAUACUUCAUCCCAUUGGGGAACAAGUAUGCUCGCGGGAUUCGGCGACGGUAUGCUCCGCUUAUCGCAGCAGUGGCCGAGUUUUGGGAAUCUUCCUUCACUUCGUAG